Messenger RNA from Durusdinium trenchii, 3885 nucleotides. The record is from the annotation of a GenBank genome assembly. Lineage: Eukaryota; Dinophyceae; Suessiales; Symbiodiniaceae.
AUGUUCUCCUCCACGGCUCCCUUGAAUCUAGCGGCGUCGACGGCAGAGGACCGGCGGGGCCAAGGGCCCGGACCGGAGGAGCGCUACAUCCUCACGUGGGGCGCCAAUGCCAACCGACAGUGCCUUUCAGAUGAGGCUCGGGUCAUUCCUUCUCCCAAGCAUGUGCCCUUCCUCCGCCCCCUCCGCUCCUUCUGCGCCGGCUGGGACGGCUCGCUGCUCCUGGACAGUGAGGGCGCCCUGUGGGGCGGCGGCUCCAACCGAGGGCAAUGCCUCUCCGAGGAACUGAGCGACGAGCACGUGCCGCUGUCGCGCCUGGACGUGGCGGAGCUCGACGCGGUGCCCUUCGAGGCCGCCGACAUGGGUCGUGACCACAUCAUGGCCAUCCUGGAAGGCGGCCGGGCCGUGAUUUCUUGGGGCCCUUCCAAUGAGUUCGGCCAGAUCGGCCACGGCUUGCCCUACCGCUCGCGCGUGCGGCCGGGGGUGGUCCACCUUGGUGGAGUCUUGGUGAAGCAGGUGGCCUGUGGCGAACAUCACUCGCUGGUGCUCACGGCGCACGGUGAAGUGUACUCCUUCGGUUGCAACCUGCAUGGUGCGCUGGGCUCCGGCCGUUGUGGUUCCCAGGAACAGGCCGAACGCGUGCUAGGGAACCACCUCCGGAGUAUGCCGGUGCGUGGCAUCGCGGCGGGGCCACAGAGCUCGAUGGCGCUUUCCAUCGGCGGUCAUGUCUUCUGCUGGGGAUGCAAUAGCCGGGGUCGUUUAGGCCUGGGGCCUGCCUAUGAUCAGGAGCCCACUGUCUUAGCGCCCGUGAGCGUCCCCACCUUGCCCGGCGUGGCACGUGCCAUCGCGGCGGGGGGGCAGCAUUCGGCGGUGAUCCUACGGCGAGGGAGGCUCUUCCUGGCGGGUGACAACCGCUCAGGGCAGCUUGGGCAGUCGAGGAAGGAUGUAGAUUGGACCAGCACCUUCUUCGAGCUUCCCUUCCAAGAUUACAUGCUGCGAGUUCGAACCGUUGCCUUAGGCAAGAAGCACACGUUGAUCCUCUCCUAUGACGGCGAGCUCUAUGCGUGUGGUUGUAAUGCUGAAGGACAGCUGGGCAGUCGCGCGUCGAGUUCCGACGGAACUCCGGUGGAUGUGCCGACUCGAGUGAAGCUGGAGGUGGAGGGGACAUCGGACAAAGAUUGCAUGGUGGUGGGCUUGUCCUCCUGCCAUGAUCACACAGUGGCUAUGGUCAUUUCGAUGCCCAAGAUCAUCGAGGAGACCAAGAUGAUUCAGGGCAGGCCACAAACUUCCGCCUCCACCCGCGAUGGUCGCCGCUGGAACGGCGACGCGGCCGCCCACCAACCCUUGGACGCGGCGGCAGCGGCGCGCGCCAACCGUGCAGCGAUGUUCAUCAAGACGAUGAACACCAUCCAUGAGGAGCUCCCCCCUGCGCAGCCUCCGGACGCCUCGCCCGACCUCUCGAUGCCGCCACGGCCCUCCACGGGGCAGCGGCACUCAGAGGUCCUAACCUCCGGCUGCACCAGCCGCGUGGGUCGUUCCCCCCGCGGUCGCAUCUCCGUGGCGCUCCCGCGUCUCCGCCGGACGGGCGCUUCCGGAGGUGAUGAAGGACUCUUGGAAGAGGUGGUUCUCCUCCAGCCAGUGGUGCAGCCGGGCGUGGCCGCGUCGGUGGGUUUUGCCAGUCUUUCUGUGGCCAAGUUGUUGGAUCUCAUCCAAGCAGCACAAGGUGGUCCAGGUGCCAUGGAGGACCUUCGCAGUUCCCUCUCGGCGGCCUUCUCGAGCCCAUCGUUGCUGAACGCCUCCUUUUGCUUUCCAGGCUUGUACAAGCCUCGCUUGGAUGCUGGAGGUUUGCUGAAAGUCUUCAAGGGCUUGAUUGGAAGUGAAGAGCUCUUCGCGCAAGUGGAGAUGCACAUGGUGAAUGCCGCCUUUGAGGGCUUGAGCUUGUGGGCCAACGACCACGAUGAGGCGGCAUCGUUGAUCCAUCGAGACCAACUCCGGGGGCUGGCGGCCUUGCUGCUGUCCCCAGUCUUGGUGGAUCCGGGGAAGCCGCAACCCUACGAGGUCAUGUGCCGCAUUAUGCGCUUAGUGGCCUGGAUGCCGGCGGAGGGCCGCCGCGAGUUGCAGGAACUCCUCAUUGACGACUGCUCCGAAGAGGAGGUGCUCCGGAGCUUGGUGAGCCGCGUGCGUUUGCACUGCGACGAGACGGUGCUGCGGGCGCACCAGAUGCAGCGGCUAUCGCCUGAGAUCUGGGAGGGGCUCAUGCUGCUUCAGCUCCUUUGGGGCACGAACGAGGCGAUUGCCCAGCGCUUGGCCAAGUCACUGCGGUCCUCGGAAUGGCCUGAGGCGGACUUUGGACAAAGCUUGGCACAAACGUUGUCGCAGCUCGGGAAGCCGGCCGCCAGCGUGUUGGGGCGCUUCACUUUGGCGCCACAGGUGCGGCCGCCAGUGCCCAGUUCAGAGUUUCACUUGCAGAGCUUGGCGGAGGAGAAGGUACCUCCAGAGUUGGAGUUCCGACUCUUCGUGGAGAACGCCUGCGCGGGGCCCAUCACUCCCUCCGAGGUGCUGGAGCUUCCUCUCUAUGCAGCCCGGACGGACUAUGGCUUCGAGUAUGUCUUGCCCAGCAAGAUGCGGAGCUUUAUGGCCAAUCGCAAUCUGGUGCCGGUCUCAUACACCAGGAAGGUCCUGCAGGUGGAGAAUCAUCACGCACAGGUCUACUUGCAGCACCAGGUGGCGCGUCGCGUGGCCGCCGAUCUGGAGGUGCUGCCGGGGCAUGAGAUUCACAUCGAUCCGGCGCUGCUCUUCUUCAUCUUGAAGGUCCACCGCGAUCGGAUCUUGGAGGACACCACGGCGGCCCUGCAGAAAGCCACUCCCGAGGACCUCCGACGGCAGCUGAAAGUGGUCUUCGAAGGCGAGCAGGGGGUCGACGAGGGCGGCUUGGCGCGGGAGUUCUUUCGACUCUUGAGCGCUCACGUCUUUACCGUGGAGGGCGGUUUGUUUGACCCCUUGGUGGCGCAGAAUGCCCGGGUGCUUUGGUUCAACUCGGCCUCAGUCCGGGAGUCGACGGAGUUCUGGCUGGCGGGCGUGAUUCUAGGUCUGGUGGUUUACAACAACAUGCCCGGCCUGGACGUGCGUUUUCCACCGGUGGUCUUCAAGAAGAUCAAGAAUGAACCGUUGGUGCUGGAAGAUCUUCGCCAGGUCCACCCUGAUACGUAUUUGUCCUUGAGGUCCUUGCUCUCUUGGGAGCCUGAGGAAGAGCUCGAUGAGGAGGAGCGGAAUGCCAUCUUCGAGAACACCUUCUGCUUGGAUUUUGUGGUGACCUACGAGAUGAACGGCGCCACCGAGACUCGAGAGCUUUGCGAAGGAGGAAAAGAUCGGGUGGUCAGCUACAAGAACCGAGAAGAGUUCGUCCGGCUCUACUGCGAGUGGCUCUUGACUCAAAGCGUGGAGCGGCAGUUCGAACCCUUCCGCAAGGGCGUGCGACGGGUCUGCGACUCGCCGCUCUUCAACGCGCUGCACAGUGCAGAGCUGGAGCUCAUCGUAUGUGGCGAGCAGGCGCUGGACUUCGCCCAGCUGCGCAAGAAUGCCCAUUACGACGGCUACCAGGAAGAUUCCAGCUACAUCGAUUCCUUCUGGAAGUUGCUCAUGAACUUUGACCUAGUUCAGAAGAAGCGUUUCUUGUCCUUCGUCACGGGCAGCGACUUAGCGCCGGUGGGCGGUCUACAGGAGUUGCAGCUGGUGAUCCAGCGCAACGGCGAUGAGCCCACAGAGCGCUUGCCCACAGCCCACACCUGCUUCAACCUCCUGCUGCUCCCGGAGUACGGCGACAGCUCCAAGUUGGAACGGAUGAUCGUCACGGCCAUGCACAACGCCGAGGGCUUCGGCUUGGAAUGA